AGAGAGAGAGAGAGGGGCAUAAAGGCAGGCUGAGAGAGGGACAGCAAUGUGAACUCAAGAAGAUAAACAAGAAAGAAAAAAGGAAGCUCUGUCCACAUCUCCAAGAGUGGCGAGAAGGGUGGCCUGCAGCAGAUAGCAACACCCUGGCAAUGGCCCAGCCCCAGCCCCAGCCCCUGCCCUCCACUAUGUCUUGGAAGGAGGAGAUGCAGAAGAUUGCAGAGCAGGUCCUCACUAAACUGCAAGGCCUUUCCGAGGCAGACCCCCUGGAGAUCGGAGCCUUCACCAUCCUGCUCAUCUUCAUCGCGACGGUUCUGAUCAUGUUCAUCCUGGCCUGCAUUCACUGCUGUUGCUGCUCCGCCCCCCAGCACAGAGUCUCCAGGGUCAAGCCUUUUCACCAACCCUGAGAUGCCCCCCACUGUCCCAGCACAGCACCACCUGCUGGGCUUCUGCUACACUGCAGCUCUGCACCAGCCUCAUGUUCAACACUGUACCAACAACCCAGUGAACUACUCAGAGCAGGCUGGAAACAAGCGACAUAACACACUGAAACUAUACCGGACCACAGGAAAAGCAAGCUGCCAGGACUGGCAAUGUCAGGCAAGAAAGUAAGGACUGAAUGAGAACAUGCAGGGAAUUACAAUUGCAACAUUGGUGGUGGCACCGUAUGCUAUGCAAAAAAUCAUUAAGAGAAAUAAAAUAUCUAAGGGCAUAUAUAACUAACAAGCAUAACAUUCAUUUGUUGUAUAUGGUAUUCCUAGGAAAGGCAGCAACAUAGAAUGACAGGAGACAACCUCCUGGACAGAAAUAAGGUGGUCCCACAGUACUAAACAAUUCCUCUUUGUUGGACCUUUCACCCCGACAAUGGCUCUGAGCUUCUAUAAACAUGAAGCACAUUUUCUUUUUAGACCAAUAACUGAACUGUUACCUUCGUUUUUGCUGCCACAUGGAUCCCACAGAGUAAUGCAAAUGGAUCAAAUAUGCUUCAGUUGACUUCAUGUGUAACACCAAUAAACUACAGGGAAAAACAAGACUUUACUAAUGCCUUUGACAUGAAAUAUCCAUGAGUGCCUUCUACAGUUUGAAAUGUAUACUUCUCUUUGGUCCUUAAUAAAUGAUGCAUUCUCUUAGAAUCCAGACGCAGUUUUGUAUUGCAUGGCUUUCCUGACACAAGGAUACAGUCUCAUGCAGGAUGCAUAAUUCAGGAGUGCCUUCUGGUGGUCACUUAUAUUAGAACAACCAGCCAAGUGGAUUCAUAUUCACUAAAUCCCAUGCAAAAGUAUUUAGAAGUUGUUGUAUGAACAUCCAGUCUCAAAUAGUUAUACAUAAUCACCUCAGCCUAUAUACGGUGCUGUGCAUCAUUAUCUGAGGCAGACUAUUAUGUCAGAGCACCACUGACGCACAACCCAAUCCUAGGGCAAUUGACAUGUGGAACCUGUUAUUAGAAUUAUUAUUUUUUUACAGUAAAUUUGUUGUAUUGUUUUUGUUAUUGCUGUAGUGGUACCGGCAUGUUAAAUAAAGCUUUGAUUUGCCCAACGCAACGCAAACUUAAUACUGUACUGCAAGCAGCAUAAACUACGGCACCAUUACAUACAGUACACAAUAUGUAUUCAAAAAAUAUACAAUUAUACAAAAUUACAACAAUAUUACUUUUCCUUAAAGCUUUUUUUUUUUAAAACAUGUCUUGAUUGUUGUAUAUCUAUACACACCUGAACCAAAUAAAGUACCUGAAAUGAA
Polyodon spathula (Mississippi paddlefish) is the source of this 1734-nucleotide messenger RNA. RefSeq names its product small integral membrane protein 5-like. The record is from RefSeq and is a predicted model, not a curated record. Lineage: Eukaryota; Metazoa; Chordata; Actinopteri; Acipenseriformes; Polyodontidae. The transcript has 3 exons. The coding region runs from base 150 to 404 and encodes 84 amino acids.